Molecule: messenger RNA, 894 nt
Organism: Drosophila novamexicana
Lineage: Eukaryota; Metazoa; Arthropoda; Insecta; Diptera; Drosophilidae
Product: keratin, type I cytoskeletal 10-like
Exons: 3
Coding region: 1-894 (297 amino acids)
Source: RefSeq, a predicted model, not a curated record
AUGCGCGCCUUCAUCGUUAUGUGCCUGGUCGCAGUGGCCUGCGCCGAUAAGCUCGGCUACAACUAUCAGCCUGUUGGACACUCCGGCUCAGGAUUGUCGUUCACUCCUGGCAGCGGAAGUCUAAGCGGUGGUUCCCUGGGAGGACUUGCUGGCGAUUUGGAUUCCGGUCUUGGCGGUGGCAGCAUUGGCGGUGGCAGCAUUGGCGGCGGCAGCAUUGGCGGCGGCAGCAUUGGCGGCGGCAGCAUUGGCGGUGGCAGCAUUGGUGGUGGCAGCAUUGGUGGUGGCAGCAUUGGUGGUGGUUCCGGUCUUGGCGGUCUCGGUGGUCUCGGCAGCCUCGGCAACGGUGGCUUAUCCGGUGGCUCUCUGAACGCUCCAGUCUCUUACAACGCCCCUGCCCCAGCUGCUGAAUUGGAGAAGGAGUUCUUCACCUUCACCGCCAACGAGCAGGACUUCGACGAGCCCCAAUCUUUGGACAAGGUUUCCAGCUCUCUGAACAAGGCUCUGCGUGUUGUCUUCAUCAAGGGACCUGAGAACCGUGGUCUGGAGAACGCUGCUCUCGCUUUGGCCAAGCAGGCUGCCCAGCAGGAGACCGCCAUCUAUGUCCUGAACAAGCAGGCCGAUAUCGGUGAUCUGGCCAACAAACUGAACUCCAUUCGCAGCAACACUAACAACAAGCCCGAGGUGCACUUCGUCAAGUACCGCACCCCUGAGGAUGCUGCCAACGCUCAGCGCGCCAUUCAAGGACAGUACGAUCAGUUGGGCGGCUCUUCUCAGUCGCAUGAUGGUGGUGUUGCUCCCGCCUUGAACUUUGCUUCCCAGGCUCCAGCUCGUCAGGUAAACGCCCAGGCUCCCGAGAAUUCGUACCUGCCCACAUCUAUCUUCCGUCGCUUGUAA